Molecule: messenger RNA, 1168 nt
Organism: Geodia barretti
Lineage: Eukaryota; Metazoa; Porifera; Demospongiae; Tetractinellida; Geodiidae
Source: the annotation of a GenBank genome assembly
AAUAUCCCCACCCAACACAAACGCUUCCCUCUCCUUCUCCUCCCUCCCUCAGCCCUCAACAAUUACCCAAAUCUCUGGAAUUGGUAGUCAAAGGUGAUCUCCUCUCCCUCCUGAAUGUCCCUCACUGUGAAGAAUCCAAUCCUCAGUUUCCCCUGCACUGUCCACUACACACACAUCGACAAUAAGGAGACACAGCGAGAUCGAGGAGAAGUCUCAGAAACAAAAGAGGAGCCAGGGUUACCAGUUUGGGUCACAGCUGUGGUUAAUGAACCUCGAGUUAUUCCCCUUCUGAGUGGCAUCCAAGAUCUGUGGACAACGUACGCCACAUUAUGAGAGGACUUACUGUGGUUGCAAACCAAUAAGAGCAACACAGUGACUGUGAAAUCAUGAGUUUCACUGACAACUCUGCCUGCCAGUAAUACAGCUACAUGUAUGCCAUGUAAGUGUACAUGUGUCAACUACAAUGUCUCAAGGAAAAGGCAAACCAACGACACCCACCCUAGGUGGGAUUCAAACCCACGUCACUCAGCACUCUAGGUAAGCAUUCUACCAGCUGCAGCUACGUACUAGAGGAACUCAGCUGGUAUGGGUUCAAAUCUACAGCACAAGACACUGCAUGGGUACUGUACCUCGUCACUGCGGAGAGACAUGAAAUAGUAGUGUCUUCUCUUCUCGAUGGUGUACUGCUUUUUCCUCUCCUCAAACUCGACCGGUGAUAUCACCUCCCCACAGUACUCCAUCACAAACGUCCCUCUGGGAAACAAUGAUUGUCACAUAAUCCACUUCCUUACAACAAUACAUCAAAGGAGUUAAAUAUAAUAUGGACUUCAAAAACAACAAUACUCCAUCACAAAAGUCCCUCUGCAACAGAGAUAAAAAUGUCGCUUUCACCACUUCCACUGUUCCACUGAUAACGUGAGCAAGAGACCAUUUAUAUUUUACUUGUACCGUUUCCAUACUAAGCCUACUCUAUCCCGGACGUCAGCCAUCUUUGGUUCGACUUCACCUGACAGUACCAGAGACUAGAGACGUGAGAAGAGGCUCCACUGCUCACCGACUACGGGCACGCCGCCGCAAGACUAGAGACCCAAGGAAUGCAACUUUAAUAUGGGUCUCAACACUCAAGAACACAAGCUCAAUAUGAGUGUUAUAUCAACUUCCUGUGAGA